Messenger RNA from Populus euphratica (Euphrates poplar), 875 nucleotides. RefSeq names its product ankyrin repeat and SAM domain-containing protein 1A-like. The transcript is spliced from 2 exons. The record is from RefSeq and is a predicted model, not a curated record. NCBI's taxonomy places the organism in Eukaryota, Viridiplantae, Streptophyta, Magnoliopsida, Malpighiales, Salicaceae. The coding region runs from base 152 to 835 and encodes 227 amino acids. Gene Ontology annotation, molecular function: protein binding.
AUAUCCUGUCCAUCUCCAGAGAAGCAACAGACCAAAUAAAGCAGCAGCUUGUGAUCAGUUGAGGAGUGUAACCGCUAACCUUUGAGCCACAGCGAUUUCUCCUCCCCUUUAUUUGUUUACAUUUCAUUUUGUGAGUUCUCUAAGCUACAAAAUGGAUUCUUCUGAGAAAAUGAAUAGCAUCGAUCCCUAUAUGGAUCCUGUCUUGUGCAAAGCUGCGGAAGAAGGCAAUAUCGAUCCCUUUGAGAAAUAUCAAACCCGCCUUGAUCAGUUAUUGACUCCAGACGAGAACACCAUUCUUCAUGUCUACUUAGGAAACCAAAGUAGGGAGCCGGAAUCCACUUAUUUUGUUGAUAAAAUUCUAGAAAAGUGUCCACCACUGUUAUUCCAAGCCAAUAAGAAAGGUGAAAUCCCACUCCAUUUGGCAGCAAGAUAUGGUCAUUCCAACGUGGUAAAGGUCCUCAUUGACCGCGCAAAAGCUCGACCUACUGAUCCAGAGAGCGGAGUAACAGAAGCAAAAAAGAUGUUGGGGAUGACCAAUGAAGAGCAAGAUACAGCGUUGCACGAGGCAGCUCGAAAUAGGCGGAGCCAUGUGGUGGAAAUAUUGACUAAAGAGGACCGGCCUGAGCUUUCAUAUUCCGCCAAUGUUCAUGGAGAAACUCCACUUUAUAUUGCUGCUUCCAGUUGGGGUCAAGAACAAGAAAAGGUGAUCGAUGAAAUCCUUGCUAAUUGCAUUUCAGUACUGGACUAUGGCGGCCCUAAUGGUAGAACUGCUCUGCAUGCGGCAAGCGCGGUGGGAGAUCAUGGUAGGAUUUUGUGCUCAAGUCUGGAGAAUUAAAUAAUUUAUAUAUAAUAGAGUAACUAUAAUUUAAAAGCCA